GCGGGGAGGAGGAUCCGGCCAGCCUGUCCGGAGCGAUGGCCGUGCAGUGACAACUCCAAGACCCUGAACAAUGGCUGACACUAGUAACAUCCAGUCAGCGGCUUCUAAGAGCAUCCGUCCGUUCCGUUCCAGCGAGGACUAUCUCUACGCCAUGAAGGAGGACCUGGCGGAGUGGCUGAACACCCUCUACGAUCUGGAUGUCCAGGUGGAGAACUUCAUGGACGCCCUGGAGACGGGCUAUGACCUCUGCCAGCACGCCAACAACGUCAACCGGAUCGCGCUGGAGUUCCAACAGUCGAACCCGGAAGCCGCUUCCCACAUGAGAAUCCCUCAGAAGGAGGUCAUCUUCCAAGCGAAGAACGUGGUCCCCGGCUCUUUCAUCGCUCGGGACAACAUCUCCAACUUCAUCCAGUGGUGCCGUCAGGAGCUGGGCAUCCAGGACGUGGUGAUGUUUGAAACGAACGACUUGGUGUUGAAGAAGAACGAGAAGAACUUCGUCCUUUGCCUGCUGGAGGUGGCCAGGAAGGGCUCCAAGUUUGGGAUGUUGGCUCCCAUGCUCAUCCAGAUGGAGGAAGAGAUCGAGGAGGAGAUGAGGGACCAGGUGGCCCGCGGGGAGCUGAGGAAAGAGCAGGUGGUCCAAAAUUUGGGGCCCAAGUCUCCCGUGUACCUGAACAAAACCACGCCAAGGAUAGCCUUGUGCGACCUCAAGAACCUGGAUGAGCUGGUAAGAGAAAUCCUGGGCCAUUGUACCUGCCCGUCCCAGUUCCCCAUGGUCAAAGUCUCGGAGGGCAAAUACCAAGUCGGAGACUCCAACGCGCUCAUCUUCGUCCGAGUUCUCCGCAGUCACGUGAUGGUGCGAGUAGGAGGCGGCUGGGACACGUUGGAGCACUACCUGGAUAAGCACGAUCCGUGCCGGUGUACCUCCAUCUCUCACCGUCUGACCCAGAGUCGCGGGCUCGGCUUCUCUCCUCAGAAGACGAGCGGUCUGGCCAGUCCCCAGGCAAACAGCCCCACCGCUCAGCGUCGGGCUGAAACUACGGGUCUACAUCAUAAAGUCUCCGAGACCCACCACUUGGGGGAGAAACGGCUCUUGGCUGGAGCAGGGGAACCGACUCACCCCAAAGGAAACCGUCCCGGUCCUCCCACCAAGAGGUCUGGGACGGCUACCCCACCGAGGCAGGGAUCGCUGGCUCCACCAAGUGGAAAAUGUAGCGGGUCAGGACAGAGGGGUGCCAGCCCUCUGAGGGGGUGCCCAUCCCAAAGCCACCAGGAGACGGGAGAUUCCCAUCUUUCAGUCAGGAACCCCAGAGCUCGGCGUCUUUCCGGAGACAGCGAUUCCUCCUCCUCCUCCUCUAGGCACAGUGCCAGCUUGGGAAGGAAGCGGAACGAAGAUGCCAGCCUGGCACUCAGGAAGGAGGCUGGGAGGCGCAUCUCCGAGGGCCCAGCCUCCCAGCUCCACGCCAGUCCCAAACGGCCGCCAACCAGCCGGAGUCAGUCGCGAGACCGUCUCAGCUUGCCGAAAACCGUGGCGGUGCCUAGGAAGGUUGAGCCAGAAGAGCGGGGCCGCCCUCGCGUGACAAGUCGGCCCACCAAGCCUGGACCGCAGAGCCCUCGUCCCCGGGCCCGCAGCCAGGGAAGGCCUGGAGGAGAGCCUGUGCUGCUUAUCAGCCGAGCAAAGGAUGGACAGCAUUCCUGGACACGAACUGACGAGCCCAAGGAGAACGCCGGGGGCUCUGGAAGAAGCACCCCCAGGACCAAGAGCCCGGCAAGGGGUCACCUGACCCCGGUGGGUUCCCGAAGCCCUGCCCCCACCAAGCGCAGGGGUUCCCUGCCCGCCACAAAAAUGGCCAAUCCUGCCAUCCGAAUGCCUCCGCCGGGCCCAGGACGUCAGCGCCAGCCCUGCUUGUCCGGACAACGUGGGACCGUGAGGCAGCCCCAUUUGGGGGAGAGCGGGCCUUCCAGGCAGUCCGAUGAUACUUUAGGAGAAGAGUUGGAGGUGACGGCACAGGUUUUCCGCACCCCGCUACGCCUCGAUCCGAGCCAGGAGCAGCAGCUCUACCGGCGUCUGGAGGAAGAAUUCCUGGCCAACUCUCAAAUGAUGGGUUUGGAAAUGGACGAAGAGCUGGAUCCGGGCAGCCAGGCAUGCAAUGGCGCCCGGCUCUUGCCCAUGAAUCCAGACCAAGGGACUGCUGACUCCGCCUACUGCUCCUCCAGCUCAUCCUCUUCCUCCCUCAACGUCUUCAGCAAAUAUGGUCUCCAACCCGAGGAGUCCAAGCGGAAGGCAGCCCACCAGAUGACUGGAGGUUCCGAGCUGGUGGAUUUUCACAAUGGCUCGACGGAGGCUUCCGAGCUCUGGGACUCAACCGGUUCCCGUGAGCGAAGGAGCCGCUGGAGGAAACCCAUGCUUUCGAGCUCGUCGGAUGAAAGCAACUGCUACCUGGGCCUCAACGAUGUCCAGGAAGUCCAGGAAGGUCUAGAGCUAGCCGAGACUCUGGUGGAUAGCCCCUGGGCCACUGGGGAGCCGGUCCCUUCCCACACAGAGCAGGAAUCCUCCCUCCAGGAUGGCCUGGAGACCCUCGGCACAUCCCCCUCGGCUCCUGUCCUGGAAGAAGUCGUGCUCCGUCCCCAGUCGUCCUUGAGGAAGCCCGACCGCGUGCCUUCCAUCUACAAACUGAAGCUGCGUCCGCAAAUUAAACCUCGCGCCGACUCCCAACCGGACAAGACUCCGUCAAAAAUCCCCACUCCCUUCAACUACAAGGCUUCUGGAACCCAGAAGGCUCCGACAGGAAGCGCCUCUUCCAAGGACAGCCCAACCAGAGGUCUAUCCGAGCGCCGGGGCUGGGCGGCCUUCCACAACAUCUUCUCCUCCUCCUUCGGGGAUUGUCCUGGGGGUUCGGUGGAAUCUGGUGUGGCUGAUGAAGGAGCUUGGGCCUAGGCACCGGUGGAUAGCACCCACCCACAUCUCCUCCCCCCUGUAUCCGCUUCUGUGGUCCGGCCCUGUCUUUCCAGCUGCUUCUUUGGACCUCUUCCCAAUGUGACUUUGUCAUACGCUGCUGUGCAGAAGAGAGUUUUAUUUUUGGGUGGUGGGAGGAGAUGGGAACGGGGAGACGGGACAUAGGAGAAAGCCUUGGAUUGCAAAAGGGGAUCCGUCCUUCUGUAUUUUAUUUUUGGAGCGUGAGGCUGGAAGACGGCAGAGCUUAAAUUGCAGUAUCAGGAGGUUGGAGCUCAGGGUGUGUGCGUGUGUGCGUUGUUGGGGCUGCGUAUGUGUGAAAGGCUUGUAUGGGGACGUCCUUUAACACUGGAUACUAAAGGGAGCAUCAGGGUUAAUAUUCACUCCCUUGGUCAAUCACUGUCCAGCUUCUGCCAUCUUGAUAUUUCCGUAGCCAUCUGAGUUCAGCACAAGCAGUCCUUGAUUUACGACUAUAGAAACCACAACCUCUGUCACUAAGUGAUAUGGUUGGUAAGUGAGUCAUAUCCAAUUUUAUUACCUGUUUCCCCGCGGUCGUUAAACAAAUCCACUUGUCCCUAUUAACUUCCUCAGAAUCUCCCCGACAGUCUCAAACAAUCACAUGACAUCACCUCCCCCGGAUGCUGCAACCACCAUAAACAUACUUCAGGUGCCAAGCACCUGAAGUUUGAUCACGGGCAGUGGUGAAAUCCUACCAGUUUAUACCGGUUCGGGCAAACCGGUAGUAAUAAAAGCUACCGGUUCGGGCAAACCAUUAGUAAAAAAAUGCAACCAAUUCGUCCGACUUCGGUAUUUCCGACGAUCAGCUGUGUCGCACGAUUUAUAUUCGCUAGUCAGCAGGAAAUCCUGCUGUCUAGCGAAUAUAAAUCACGCGGCACAGCUGUUCCCCCCCCUCACUGUUUUACUUACCUUCAAACAGCUCCUUUUUCUAUGCAAAGUGCACAUUUGGUGCACUCUGCGCAUGCGCGCAGGGUGCAUCUGGCACGCACUGCACAUGUGUGGGCAGAAAAUCGGUAGCAAUCCGCGGAGGAUUUCACCACUGAUCAUGGGGCAGUCGUAAGUGCAAGAUUCCGUUGUAGGUCACGUUUUCAGUGCCAUACUAUGCUAGCAGGGUGACAGGCCACUGUUUUCAGGAACAGGGUUUUCAAAAGCAAAAAGGACGGCGACUUUGAUUGCAGUUGCCAUCUUGAUUUUUUUAUUUUUUUACUUCUUCCCUCCCCACCCCCCAGUAUUGGCCCAGUCCUUCAGCCAGAGACGUGGCAUGGAAGGAGCAUUCAACUACGUCAGGAUUUGAGAAAGGAAAUGUUGCGUCAGGGCGUCGUGUAACGGGUACAGUCGCGCCUCUCGUCUUCUACACACACCCCUUGUUUGCGCGCGAGGCUGCACAGAAUUGGAAGAGUGCCUUAUGGGGUGGGCUUGGUUGUGGGGGUGGGGGUGGGGGCGGGAGAGGGGAAUGCCGAAGGAGUGGCUGGAGAGAGUGAUUGGACUCCAGUUUUGUGGGUCCGAAUUGGAGUCGCGGAUUCACACACAACAGACACUGAGUGGCCCACGGUGAAGCGUCUCUUAAAAGGGAGAAGUUGCGUAGACGUUUGUGGGAACUGGACCGAAAGGGGGAACCCCCCAAUUCUUCAAGGCACAAUCGUUGCAUGUGGCAAAACGUCAGUCGUGCGAGCGGGAAAGUGUGGACGAGGGAGGGAGGGAAGAAUGCUGAAGUCUUUGCACGUGAAUUUCUCUUCGGCAGGGGCCCUCUCGGCCUUCGUGACAACCCCACCCCCACCCCCGGAUCAGUGGAUGGAGGUCUGUUGAAUAAAUCUAUGCAUAUUUAUAUAAAGUAAUAGGGAGCCUUGCCUCGCUCUCCCCCCGUAGAGUGCCUGCUAUCCAACCCCAUGAAUGUAGCUGAUUAAACCGACCUGCAAGUCCCUGAAUCCAGACAGUAAAGACUGACACAUCCUCUGCU
This is a messenger RNA of Pantherophis guttatus, 4925 nucleotides long. It is a transcript of the gene GAS2L1, whose product is annotated as growth arrest specific 2 like 1. The record is from RefSeq and is a predicted model, not a curated record. Gene Ontology annotation, biological process: regulation of microtubule polymerization or depolymerization; protein localization to microtubule plus-end; microtubule bundle formation. Gene Ontology annotation, molecular function: cytoskeletal adaptor activity; microtubule binding; actin filament binding. Lineage: Eukaryota; Metazoa; Chordata; Lepidosauria; Squamata; Colubridae. Gene Ontology annotation, cellular component: actin filament; stress fiber; microtubule plus-end.